This is a messenger RNA of Fundulus heteroclitus (mummichog), 716 nucleotides long. RefSeq names its product saxitoxin and tetrodotoxin-binding protein 1. Bases 51 to 635 code for a protein of 194 amino acids. The record is from RefSeq and is a predicted model, not a curated record. Lineage: Eukaryota; Metazoa; Chordata; Actinopteri; Cyprinodontiformes; Fundulidae. The transcript is spliced from 7 exons.
CGGGAGUUUGAGUUGCUCUGGAGCAAAGCACUGACUCGCUGCUGUCCACCAUGACUGUGAAACAUUUGGCCGCUGUCCUCGUUUCUCUGCUGUCCUUCAGCGCCGCCGCACCGACAACAGAUGAGUGCAGCCGCCUGAACCGGACCCUGUCGGCUGAAGACCUCGAACAGAUCCUUGGCCGCUGGAUCUUGAUUGAGGGGACAGACAAAAACAACUUCUUUGGGCCUGUGUUGGACAGCAUCGAAAGCAUGUGGAUGGUGCUGAAUAGGACAGCAGACAGCCAGACCUUGAAUUUAGAUCAGGCAAACGGCGUGGCAGCACAACAGCAGCCUAUACCAACGAAAGCACGGUGCCUCCGAGUCGCCAUGAAUGUUACCCUGGUCAGUGGCGAAGACCUGGAGUUUUACAUCCCAGUUGCUGCAACCUACCACAGGUUCCUGCACUCCUGCUCUGACUGUCUGCUCAUGCACAGCUACAACAAAGAAAACAACUACCAGAUGUUCUACUUGUUUGCCAGGAAUCCAGCUGUGGCAGCCUCGGAUUUGGACACCUUCAGGAAACAAGCUGAAUGCCUCCAGUUUUCACUGCCGCCGAAGUUUCAGUACGACACCAGCAAAGAACUGUGUCCUGAGUAGAGGAUGAAGCCACGAAGCAGCUACCAAAGGUCUGACUAAAAAGUGGAUCAGACAGCUGCAGCUGAUCCAGAACGCUGCUGC